CUAUAAUUAGCGGCGCCGCGCCGGCGCGGUAACGAUUAGCAGAAGAGGGUUACUUCCACACGCGGCAUGCCCAAGUCAGUACACACUGUUGCGAGGAAUAUGAUUUAGUUCUAUUUUUUUCGAAAAAGAAUUAAUUUUUUGCCAAUCAUACUGGUUUCCUUUGUCAUCGGAUAAAACUUCUAAAAACAUAUUUGAAUUAGUCAUGAAGUUUACUGUUCGCGCUGUAUAUAUUGUUUGUGUAAAAUUUGUUCAUGUCAUCAUUUUCGUGCGAUGCGUAGCGGUGCGUUGCGUAUUCGCGGCCCUCGUCGGCGGCGAUGAUAAGCCUCCGUGUGCGACCGGCCGGAUACGUUAUCGCGCUGUUAUCGUCGUACGAGAAUGCCCGUUAUUCCACGUUUUCUUCAUAUUGUCGGUUAUGUUUUUGUAAAAGUAAAAGUCAUGUUCUCAGUGCCAAAGUUUCUAAGUUCUCGUGUAUUUUUGGUUUAGUGUGGUGGCACUGAGACAUUUAUCUUCAUUGUGGUGUCCGGCGGCCUUAGCCUUCGUGGUGAAUGUCGUCGGACCCAUCUCGCUCUCGUUUUUGUGUCUUCGUGGUGUGCACAUCUAAUUUCAUUUUUGUCAAGUCCGUACGUCCGCAGCCAUUUAUACACUGCGGUGUGCCGUCUAAGGCAUUUGUCUAGUCACAGGGUUGGUGCAGUCGCGUGGAUGCAAUCAGCCACUCAACAUAGUCACAUGUUAUUUGAAAUGGAAAACCGCCCUCGCUGUAUCAAAAACAUGGAUGUUAUAGCAUGGGUUCCUGGUAUUCCUGGACAUGGUCCUAAAUUUCCACUACCAGAUAAUUCCCAACCAGGAACUCUUUGUUUAAAAUACAAAGGAAUGAAAAUCUUCAUCACAUGUAAAUCCACUAAAUUACAAAGCGACAGCAACAUAGCUAAGGACGUCAAAGAAAAAAAAAUAAUGUCAAUGAUAAAUUUAAAAGCAGCAAGUCACCUACUCAAAUCAGGUACAAACCAGCAGACUCAGAAUAUACAGUAGGAGAAGUAAGGAGUUAUUCGGAAGGACAAAAGUUUUCUGCUGUGCCCUUAAAACGUUCUGUUGGUGUCCAAUGGAAUGUUGAUGAUACCGAAGGCACCACUCCAGUUAACCACUCCAGACGAGACAUGUAGAUAGACUAACAGUCUAAUAGACCGUUAAAUUACAGCGAAUUGGGUUCAACGAAUUUAUCACAAAACUUGCUCGCCAGCCAAUGACGAUUGAUAAUCCGAUUUAAUCUCUUGCUCCGAAACAUAAAAAUUUAGAUCUUGGUGGUGUUAUGUAUGGAAUCGGAAUACAGAUUUGCAGAUUUUUAAAAUGCCCAAUAUUUAUUUGUUCAUUUUUACCUAAUAGCGAUUCGUCCGAUUUAAUAUCUUCCUCCGAAGUCAGAAAAAACGACCUGAUGAACACUAAAUUCCAUUUCGAAAAUUUUUAUAAAAUCACCUCUUCGAUCUAUUAAUUUGAAACUUACACAGCUCGUAGCAAGUACACUAAGCUACCAUCCCUGCGAGUUUGUUGACCCUCCUCCAAAUAUCAUGGAGCCGACGUUCUGAUUAUGCAUUAUGCAACAUGAAUGGCUCUAAGUGCGUAAAAACUAGAUAUAACGUACUUCAUUGGCUUGGUAGUAUCUUAAAUAUUUACCCACUGAACUCAAAACUAUAUUACUUAUUUCUGAAACUUUAG
Messenger RNA from Sipha flava (yellow sugarcane aphid), 1710 nucleotides. RefSeq lists its product as uncharacterized. The coding region runs from base 700 to 1029 and encodes 109 amino acids. Lineage: Eukaryota; Metazoa; Arthropoda; Insecta; Hemiptera; Aphididae. The record is from RefSeq and is a predicted model, not a curated record. The transcript is spliced from 3 exons.